GCUGGCACCGGGACACCGGGAGCGGCGGCACGUGACCGCGGCGGGGCACGUGACUGCGCGGGCGGCCGCGCUUUACGGCGCCGCGCGACAGUCCCCGGUGCUGUGCCCUCGGCUCGCCAUGGCGUCCGGCAGCGGGACCAAGAACCUGGACUUCCGCCGGAAGUGGGACAAGGAUGAGUAUGAGAAACUCGCAGAGAAGCGGCUCACGGAGGAGAGAGAAAAGAAAGAUGGCAAACCAGCUCAGCCUGUCAAAAGGGAACUUCUGCGGCACCGGGACUACAAAGUGGACCUGGAAUCCAAGCUGGGGAAAACCAUUGUCAUCACCAAAACUACCCCUCAGUCAGAGAUGGGAGGGUAUUACUGUAAUGUAUGUGACUGUGUGGUGAAGGAUUCCAUCAACUUCUUGGAUCACAUCAAUGGCAAAAAACACCAGAGGAAUCUGGGCAUGUCCAUGCGGGUGGAGCGCUCCACGCUGGACCAGGUGAAGAAACGCUUUGAGGUGAACAAGAAGAAGAUGGAGGAGAAGCAGAAGGAUUAUGACUUUGAGGAGAGGAUGAAGGAACUCCGUGAGGAGGAGGAGAAGGCCAAAGCCUACAAGAAGGAGAAGCAGAGAGAGAAGAAGAGGCGGGCGGAGGAAGAUUUGACCUUUGAAGAGGAUGAUGAAAUGGCAGCUGUGAUGGGGUUCUCUGGUUUUGGCUCAACCAAAAAGAGCCACUGAACAGCUCUGGACUCUCCUCUUUCUCUAAACAGCUUGUUUUUACCCAGGGAACUCUACAUAACUCUUCAAAGACUUGAUUGAGGACUUGUAUGUAAAUCUCCCAGUAGAAGUUGGCUGGAAGAGUUGAAAAGCAAUUCCAUACUCUACCUGUGCUGCAGAUCAAGCUCUGCCUUUCAUUAGCUUCCCUUCUCCUUCUGUGUCCUAGAUCUGGCUGCUCUGUGGCCGUGUGUGUGCAGGGAAGUGCUCUGUUGGGUACAUUUUUUUUUUGUCAAUAAAGUGCACAUUCUGCACAGGUGGCCUGGUUCAGGAUUAAUCUAGUUGUCAGCCAGGCCCUACUUGUCACCCAAGCUGUGUUUGAGAUGCUGGGAGGGAUUCACUUGCUUUUAGGCUCAUAAUGAAGGAAAUGUGCCACAGCAAGCAGUGUGAGAGGUGCGUCUUUAUGGCUUGUGCUGAGCAGAGCUGGUGGCUGCAUGGAGUCUGGGUUGCUGAAACUUUCCUGUGUGUUUUAUCUGCAAGGGAGACUUCCCUCUCUUUCUUUGUGUUUUAGCCCAUAAUUUCAGUAUCUUUAAGGUAGGGGAGAAAUUCCUCCCCAUGACUGCUCUAGGAUAGAGCCAAUGAAAGAAAGGUGUGUACAAUUUGCCAGAAAUAAAUUGAAUGUUUUAAUGGGCC
This is a messenger RNA of Haemorhous mexicanus (house finch), 1387 nucleotides long. It is a transcript of the gene ZMAT2, whose product is annotated as zinc finger matrin-type 2. The coding region runs from base 119 to 718 and encodes 199 amino acids. The transcript is spliced from 6 exons. Gene Ontology annotation, molecular function: nucleic acid binding; zinc ion binding. Lineage: Eukaryota; Metazoa; Chordata; Aves; Passeriformes; Fringillidae. The record is from RefSeq and is a predicted model, not a curated record. Gene Ontology annotation, cellular component: U4/U6 x U5 tri-snRNP complex; spliceosomal complex. Gene Ontology annotation, biological process: mRNA splicing, via spliceosome.